Molecule: messenger RNA, 276 nt
Organism: Linum tenue
Lineage: Eukaryota; Viridiplantae; Streptophyta; Magnoliopsida; Malpighiales; Linaceae
Source: the annotation of a GenBank genome assembly
GGGGAGGAUUGCUUGGAGUUCAAGCUAGAGAGAUGGAUCAAAGAUGGGAGGGUUGUGAGAGAGAAUCAGUUCAAGUAUGUUGUGUUCAAUGCUAGUUCAAGGAUGUGUUUGGGGAAGAAAUUUGCCUACACACAGAUGAAGAUGGUGGAUGCUUCAUUCUUGUGGAGGUACUUUGUUGAAGUUGUUGAUGGGCAGUGUGUUGUUCCGAAGGAAACAACCACACUUUACAUGAAGCAUGGACUGUUGGUGAAGCUUAAGCCAAGGGGAAUUUGUUAA